UAACAUAGGAAAUGAAAAUUGAUUGAACUUGGAACUUGGAAGUUUAAACCCCAGUGAAUAGCUUAAAACCCCGGCAGGAACUGCAUCUUCUUCUUCGUGUUGGUGUUGCUGAGAUCGAAACGCAAAAACCCUAGCGAGGGUAGGGUUUGAGCUCAGCCAUGGCUUCUUCGUCGAAUUCCAAGCCCUCAAAGUUCUCUGUUUACCAAAACGCAGCUUUCUCCGCCGUUUUGACAUCUAACAGCAUUCAGCCUUCCAACUAUGCUCUCUACUCACUCCUCUCUUUCUUCUCCGCCUCCGCAUUCGCCUUUCUCGCCAUCCUCGUCAGGGAAAAUGGGUUCAUUGACAUGCUGAAACUCAAAAGUGUAUCCCAUGUCACAGCUUAUUGGCUUGUUAAGACACUGCAAAUUCUUGUGGGUGUAAUCUUUAUGGCAACUACGUUGGCUCUUUUCAAAGUUAUGUUAAUUCGUAGAGCAAGACAUGGUGGUGGAGUUGUAGCUGUGCCCAAGUCCAAAGUUAAUAACACUCAGAUGGUUCUCAAUAAACAUCAACUACAGCUUUUAGGGGCGAAGCCAAAGCUUGAAUCGGUCCAAUCUGACUCAUCCAAGAAACCCCCCAAGUCUAAAUCCCAGUCGGUGUCUUCAGAUUUGCUUGUUCCACUACACCAGCCAAUUACCAGCCCCUCUCGUUCCUCUCGCAUUGAUGCCAAUGGUUCAAAUUCCAACAGAGGAGCCACAGCACGUGCUAUUGGCACCCCUUCAAGGUCACCUGGUUCCUCAUCAUCUUUGUAUCUUGCUCCUGGAGUGAUUUCAACACCAACUUCUGCUCAGAAUUCAGCUGGACUGGAUUCGGUAGUUUCAAGCCCUUGGUCUAAUUCACGAGCCUCCUCUGCAAAAAGAAUAACAUCAGAGGAAAAGCUAGAACAGUUCUUAGCAGAAGUGGGUGAAAGAAUUAUUGAAUCUGCAGGCAAGCUGUCUACUCCACCCCCCACAGUCCCUGGUUUUGGCAUAGUGAGCCCUGGUACAGUUACAGGCUCAGGCAAUACGUCUGGAACUACAAGGCUGACACCAUUGAGGCCUGUGAGGAUGUCUCCGGGAUCCCAAAAGUUUAAUACGCCUCCUAAGAAGGGAGAGGGUGACCUUCCCCCACCAAUGUCCAUGGAAGAAUCAAUUGAAGCUUUUGAACAUCUGGGCAUCUAUCCCCAAAUUGAGCAGUGGCGUGACCACCUCAGGCAAUGGUUUUCUUCAGUUUUGCUUAAUCCAUUGAUUAACAAGAUUGAGACAAGUCACACUCAGGUUAUACAAGCAGCUGCCAAACUUGGUAUUUCAAUCACAAUCAGUCCAUUGGGCAAUGACAUGCCAUCUUCUGGAACCCCUGCUACCUUGCCAGCAAUUGAUAAGACUCAAGAAUGGCAACCAGCAAUGGCUCUCAAUGAAGAUGGAUUGCUCCAUCAGUUACAUUCAACACUUGUCCAAGCUAUAGAGGCUUCCAAGUCCAAGCUGCCUGGAUCUAAUAUGCAACUGUCCCCACAACAGACUCCUUCGGUUCCUAUUAUGCAGGAUUGUGUGGAUGCCAUCACGGAACACCAAAGACUCCAAGCCUUGAUUAAAGGAGAGUGGGUUAAAGGCUUGCUACCUCAAAGCAGUGUUCGUGCUGAUUACACUGUGCAAAGAAUCCGAGAGCUGGCAGAAGGAACCUGCUUGAAGAAUUAUGAAUAUCUUGGAAGUGGCGAAGUUUAUGAUAAAAAGAACAAAAAGUGGACGCUUGAACUGCCUUCGGAUUCUCACUUGCUCCUGUAUCUGUUCUGUGCUUUCCUAGAACAUCCAAAAUGGAUGUUACAUGUGGAUGCUACAUCGUAUGCUGGAGCUCAUUCUAGUAAGAACCCCUUGUUCUUAGGAGGCCUUCCCCCAAAGGAGAGGUUUCCAGAGAAAUACAUUGCUGUAAUUUCGACCGUUCCUUCUGUGCUGCACCCUGGAGCAUGUAUCCUGGUUGUUGGGAAACAGGCUCCUCCAAUUUUUGCUUUGUACUGGGACAAGAAGCCGCAAUUUUCUCUUCAGGGAAGAUCUGCACUUUGGGAUUCUAUAUUGCUUUUGUGCCACAAGAUUAAGGAAGGAUACGGUGGUAUCAUCAGGGGCAUGCAUCUAGGUGCUUCAGCUCUAAGUAUUCUUCCAGUCAUGGAAACAGAAGCCGAAGAUUGAAAUCGUUGUUAACUAACAAACCAUUCUGCUUUUACCCUACAUGCUGACUUUAACUUGUGCAGCAAAUGACAUUUUUCUCACUGUAACAUUUCAGAAGGGCUUGCUGCAAAUUGCAGAGGUAAAUUACCUUCCUGAACUCUUGUCAAAAGUAAAAUUUGGAGAGCUCAUGAAUCAUGAUCAAGAGAUUCAGGAAUAACACAUUUUUGUUGGUUAUAUAUUUGUAGGUAUUAAUCACGGUUCUAUAAAGCUUGCAUCGAUAUCUGUAUAUAUUUAUAAUAGUCUCUCGUUUCAUUUUUGGUAA
This is a messenger RNA of Arachis ipaensis, 2496 nucleotides long. Its product is annotated as cytochrome B561, amino-terminal protein. Gene Ontology annotation, cellular component: membrane. The record is from RefSeq and is a predicted model, not a curated record. Lineage: Eukaryota; Viridiplantae; Streptophyta; Magnoliopsida; Fabales; Fabaceae.